CUCCACCCGAUCGGGGCUUCGCUCUGUUGUGGUAUUUGCGAUGUUUUUACGUAGAUAUCUCUCCUCCCCGAUCCUUCUAUUUUUUAAAUUUUAUUUCGCUAUUAACACCCAAAGCGUGUCUUAGGGGUUAAUUCAGCGCAGAGCAGCAGAGGAGCGUAAAGACGCACACAGUGGAGUGUUGUGCCGCUGAGGCGAUGCCCUUUUGUGGAGAGGUCUCUUGACACAGAGGACACAGCACGUUCACAGAAAGGGACUCAAAGACGAGGAGCUCCGUUAAAAAAAGGCUCCAUUCUUCCCACAGCUAUUGCCGUGGGUGUUUGAGAGGAUUUUUUCUUCUUUUUUUGGGAGAGGAGCAGAAAAAUAGGGGAGAAUAUUACAGUUUACUCCCACUGGAGUUACCAGUCGAGUUUUGGAUGGAGAUUGGAACAGUUGCGCAUGAGUUUUGCGCACGGGAUUUACGCGUUGGAAGGAGAAAUGAAGUUUCUUGCAGCAGUUUCAACGGGAUAGAGAACUGAAACCCUCCAACUAACUUUCCAAAAAGAAGCUUACUUUCCUAUUAUCGUAGCAACCUGUCCAAACGAUGCCAACUGAUAAAUACGCAGACAUGGAGGAAAAACUUUGGAUACUGGAGGACCUCAAUAUGAUGUACAUCCGUCAGAUUGCCCUCAGUUUACAGGACAGCGACAUUCAGAAGAAGAUCGACCAUGAGAUCCGGAUGCGUGAUGGAGCCUGCAAGCUGCUGGCUGCUUGCUCGCAGCGAGAUCAGGCCUUGGAGGCGGCUAAGAGUCUGCAGACAUGCAGCACUCGGAUCAUGGCCUACAUGUCGGAGCUGCAGAGGAUGAAGGAAGCUCAGGUCAUGCAGAACGUCCCACGCAGAGCUUCAGAUGCAGGCCCAAUGGACGAAAGACUCCCCUGUAAAGGAAAAGUGGCAAUAUCAGAUCUUCGCAUCCCUCUUAUGUGGAAAGACACGGAGUACUUUAAGAACAAAGGAGAGCUUCAUCGAUGUGCUGUGUUCUGCCUGCUGCAGCUGGGAGGGGAGAUCUUUGACACAGACAUGGUGAUUGUAGAUCGGACCCUCACGGAUAUCUGCUUCGACAACACCAUUGUCUUUAAUGAAGCUAGCCCUGGCUUUGAGCUCCGAGUUGAGCUGUAUAGCUGCUGCUCAGAGGAUGACUACUCUGCAGGAAGCACGCCCAGGAAACUGGCCAGCAAGCUGAGCUCUUCGCUGGGCCGCUCAGCAGGAAAGAAGUUCAGAGCUGCAAUGGAGCCUGGAGCAUGUAGUCCUGUUAGUAACGGAGGGGCAGCUCCUCUCCUGCUGCCUGUCCCCUCUGUGCCCGGCCCGAAGUACCACCUCUUAGCUCACACCACCCUGUCACUGUCGCACGUCCAGGACAGCUUUCGCACGCAUGACCUCACUAUUUCAGGCAACGAGGAAUGCUCAUACUGGCUGCCUCUAUAUGGCAGCAUGUGUUGCCGCCUCGCAGCUCAGCCAAACUGUAUGACCCAACAGAUGAUGGGUGGAUGGCUGAAAGUUAAGCAGUGUGGAGGUGACCCUCAGACUUGGACAAAAGUGUACGCCGUUCUAAAAGCAACAAGCCUUUUUUGCUACCAACAACAGGAGGAUGUGGAGGCCAAUGUUGAGCCUGCUUUGACAAUCGGCAUCAACAAGGAGACCAGAAUACGCGCAUCAGAGAGGGACCCUCACAGCAAGGGUCAGAACAUUUGCAUCAGCAACCGAUACGGAGGGGAGGAGGUCACGCACACUCUGAACACGGAGAGCCGAGAGGACACGCACCGCUGGAUGGAAGCCUUCUGGCAGCACUUCUAUGAUAUGAGCCAAUGGAAGCAGUGCUGUGAUGAUUUAAUGAAAAUUGAACUUCCCUCUCCAAGGAAACCAGCUCCAGUUACUCCAAAACAGGGCUCACUUUAUCAUGAAAUGGUUAUUGAAUCAUCAGAUGACCUGGGCAGCACCGUGUCUGACAUUUUGGCCCGGAGGAUGCAAGAGCUGGAGCUCCGAAGCCAGCUGGGCAUGUCUCCCACCUGGAUGCCUGUGUUUGAGGAAAACUGUCCAAAAAGCACCGGCUUCCCUGUCCGUCCAUGCAGCUCACGCCUGUCUGGCCACAGCCCUCACUCCCCUCAUCGUCACCCUUCCAGGAGUCCAGUCAGCCCUCACCGCUGCCCGCAGCUGGGCCUGCUCUCCUCUGACGCAAGUCUGACGUCGGACACUGACAGCCACUGCAGCACCAGUCCGUGCUCUCACCGCCACGGCUGGCCAGAGCCUCCCUCCAAUUUCUCGCUUUUGUCCUCCUCACCAUCCCGUCUGAGGCCGCGCACACUCUCAUUAGACGCUAAGCUCAGCACUCUCCGAGGCCGGGGGUAUGGAGGCGGGGGGACCUUCCAGUGCUCCUGCCAGCCUCCGUCCUCGUCGCUGCUCACUCCUCUCCCCGCCUCGUCUCGCUCGCCUCUGUCGCAGCGCAGCACACAGACAACACUCUCCUGCUCCAGCUCCACUUCCAGCAACAGCUCCAGCAACAGCGAAGGCAGCCACAGCCCUGAAUCAUCAGAGGGGGGUCCUUUCUCCAGGCCCUCUCCUGCUCGACGCAGCCUGCGAAACCUACGUGCCCGGCUUGAUCCUCGUAACUGGCUACAGAGUCAGGUGUGAACUUGUGUCUGGAUAGAUGUUUUUGUUUGCUUAAAAA
Cyprinodon variegatus (sheepshead minnow) is the source of this 2699-nucleotide messenger RNA. It is a transcript of the gene rtkna, whose product is annotated as rhotekin. Gene Ontology annotation, biological process: septin ring organization; actomyosin contractile ring assembly; mitotic cytokinesis. The transcript has 11 exons. The coding region runs from base 581 to 2662 and encodes 693 amino acids. The record is from RefSeq and is a predicted model, not a curated record. Gene Ontology annotation, cellular component: actomyosin contractile ring. NCBI's taxonomy places the organism in Eukaryota, Metazoa, Chordata, Actinopteri, Cyprinodontiformes, Cyprinodontidae.